Molecule: messenger RNA, 2162 nt
Organism: Ipomoea nil (Japanese morning glory)
Lineage: Eukaryota; Viridiplantae; Streptophyta; Magnoliopsida; Solanales; Convolvulaceae
Exons: 8
Coding region: 353-2053 (566 amino acids)
Biological process (GO): transmembrane transport; metal ion transport
Cellular component (GO): membrane
Molecular function (GO): metal ion transmembrane transporter activity
Source: RefSeq, a predicted model, not a curated record
GCGGUAGUGAAGGAUAACGGCCACUUGUCAUCCUUACAACAGUGUUUUCUUCAUGUUUCGCCGAACUCGUAAGCUGCCGGAAUCUCAAUUGAAAUUUCCAGAGUUUCCCAUAUUAGAUCUCUCUACAAAAAGCCCCAAUCUUCAUUCUUUUGGCUCUGCGUCCUUGCAAGAUUCUUUGUCGGGUUCUUUAUGGGUGCAUGAAUCCAUCUAGGGUCCGAGUAUCUUCACUCAACUACUAACAACUUCUUCUAGUUCCAUCUUAUGUGGCAACUGGCAAGGAUAUUAAUGUCAAGAACAUAUUAGGAACAUUCGAUCAUAUCACUAGCUGCUGCUGAAGAUUGCUAAAAGGAUCAUGCCUAGUGCAGCUGAAGUGAACCCGGGCAUGAGCACUGAGGCGAUUAACCAACCGAAUCGCAAACAACAUUUGUCCAGAGAUGUCAUGUUGGGUAGUGAAUUGUGGACUGAUGGCCUAAUUUGUGCCUUUGAAUUUGUCCGAGGCCCCUCGAAGAAAAAAUGCGCUGUAAGAUCAUAUAGGAAAAAUGAAUCCAGGUGCCAGAAUGGUUGCAGAGUGGUGCCUACAAACUCAGUGUCUAAAUGUGUGACCACUCAUAUAUCACCUCAAGAUAUUGACAAUAAAGAUUGUGUGGAACCUUGUUCUGUAAGAGAUUCUGAAGCUACCAACAUUGAUUCUGUGGAUUGCCAAAAUUAUUGUGAUGGCUUUCAUCCCCAAGAAAGAUCUUCGGGUAAUUACUGGAUACAAAUCGGGUGGACCAGAAUAUCCGAGCUCCUACAGACAGUGCAAAUCGAUGCUGGUUGGGCAUCACAGCCCUUUGAUUUCACAGAUGAGGAAGACGAUGUCACUGUUGCAGAUGUUGCGGCGCCCUAUUGGGAACGCCCUGUGGGGCCUACAUGGUGGUGUCAUGUAGCGGCUGAUCACCCGUUUAUCAAUGCAUGGCUAAGCAAUGCUCAGUGGUUGCAUCCGGCAAUUAGCAUUGCAUUGAGAGACGAAAGUAAGCUGAUUAGUGAAAGGAUGAAGCAUCUCUUAUAUGAGGUUCCAGUUAGAGUUGCGGGUGGAUUACUGUUCGAGCUCUUAGGGCAGUCAGUAGGCGACCCUUAUGUUCAAGAAGAGGACAUCCCAAUUGUCGUUCGAGCAUGGCAAUCACAAAACUUCUUGUUAACUGCCUUGCACAUUAAAGGGACUGCAUCGAAUAUUAAUGUGUUAGGUAUUACAGAAGUCCAGGAACUGCUUGCUGCUGGUUGUUUUAAUGCACCGAGAACAAUCCAUGAAGUCAUAGCCCUCAUAGCUUGUCGCCUUGCCCGCUGGGAUGACAGGUUAUUUCGUAAAUACAUUUUUGGGGAAGCUGAUGAAGUUGAAUUGAAGUUUAUGAACAGGAGAACUCAUGAGGAUAUGCACUUGUUUAGCAUAAUUUUGAAUCAAGAAAUCAGAAGGUUAUCAUCACAGGUUAUAAGGGUGAAAUGGUCUUUACAUGCAAGAGAGGAGAUUGUAUUCGAGCUUCUCCAACACUUGAGAGGGAAUCCAGCGAGGAGUAUGCUUGAAGGGUUACGAAAGAGCACAAGGGAAAUGAUUCAGGAGCAAGAAGCAGUUCGUGGUCGCUUGUUUACAAUUCAAGAUGUUAUGCAGAGCACUGUCCGUGCAUGGCUUCAGGAUCAGAGUUUACGGGUGCAACACAACCUAGGAGUCUUCGGAGGGUGUGGCCUCAUUCUUUCUAUUAUCACCGGGCUCUUUGGGAUAAACGUGGAUGGCAUUCCUGGAGCUGAAGGGUACCCGUAUGCAUUCGCCUUCUUUUCUCUCGCUCUUGUCUUGCUCGGGGUUGUAUUGAUCGUUAUUGGAGUGAUUUAUCUGGGGCUGAAAAGUCCGGCCAUUGAAGAACAGGUUGAGGUUAGAAAACUCGAGCUCCAGGAACUUGUGAAGAUGUUCCAGCAGGAAGCAGAAUCCCAUGCUCAAGUCAGAAAAACUUCUCUGUUACCCCCGAGACAACCUAGUCCUAAAGGUAUAAUAUCUGAUGGCGAGAACUAUAUCCUAAUUGGAUGAACAUUUCUUCCCCUGGAUCCUGCAUUGCAAUUAGAAGUGAUUUUGCAGGUUAUCCCUGUGUUUUUGUUACAUCUGAGAAGAAGGAAGAGAAACUACAUUCUAGUUUUCA